Molecule: messenger RNA, 10188 nt
Organism: Globicephala melas (long-finned pilot whale)
Lineage: Eukaryota; Metazoa; Chordata; Mammalia; Artiodactyla; Delphinidae
Gene: RAF1
Product: Raf-1 proto-oncogene, serine/threonine kinase
Biological process (GO): Ras protein signal transduction; protein phosphorylation
Cellular component (GO): cytoplasm
Molecular function (GO): ATP binding; protein kinase activity
Source: RefSeq, a predicted model, not a curated record
GGAGGAGCACCGAGUGGAGGGCUCGCUUGCCGGGGCCGCCCGAAGGCGUCUUCAGUGCGGGCGCUGGGGCCGCCAUCUUAGAUGGCAGGAGUAAGACGAGAAAGAGCGUGAGAAGCGAAGGCUUCCCUGCCGCUCUUCUUGGGCCCCGAAGAGGGCCAGCUGGCCGGGCUUUGGGGUGUGUGCCCUGAGGUGCGGAGUGCGAGAGCGACGAUGCGAGGGCUGCCCGGGGCCCCGUCCCCUGGGCUGGGGACGCGCCGAAUGUGACCGCCUCCCGCUCCCUCGCCCGCCGUGGGGAGGAGGAGCGGACCAGACGCCACUGCCGGACGACUGGACACAGAGGCGGCCGGGCUCCCUCAGGUUUAAGUAUUGUGUAAGCUGCAUCAAUGGAGCACAUACAGGGGGCCUGGAAGACGAUCAGCAAUGGUUUUGGAUUCAAAGAUGCUGUGUUUGAUGGCCCCAGCUGCAUCUCCCCUACAAUAGUUCAGCAGUUUGGCUAUCAGCGUCGGGCAUCAGAUGAUGGCAAACUUAUGGACCCUUCUAAGACAAGCAACACUAUCCGUGUUUUUUUGCCAAACAAGCAAAGAACAGUGGUCAAUGUGCGGAAUGGAAUGAGCUUGCAUGACUGCCUUAUGAAAGCUCUCAAGGUGAGGGGCCUGCAACCAGAGUGCUGUGCAGUUUUCAGAUUUCUCCACGAACACAAGGGUAAAAAAGCACGUUUAGAUUGGAAUACUGAUGCUGCCUCGUUGAUUGGAGAGGAACUUCAAGUAGAUUUCCUGGAUCAUGUUCCACUCACAACACACAACUUUGCUCGGAAGACCUUCCUGAAACUUGCCUUCUGUGACAUCUGUCAGAAGUUCCUGCUAAAUGGGUUUAGAUGUCAGACUUGUGGCUACAAGUUUCACGAGCAUUGUAGCACCAAAGUACCUACUAUGUGUGUGGACUGGAGUAAUAUCAGACAACUCUUGCUGUUCCCAAAUUCCAUUGUUGGUGAUAUUGGGGUCCCAGUACUGCCUUCUUUGACAAUGCGUCGGAUGCGAGAGUCUGUCUCCCGGAUGCCUGUUAGUUCCCAGCACAGAUACUCCACACCCCACGCUUUCACAUUCAACCCCUCCAGCCCCUCCUCUGAAGGUUCCCUCUCCCAGAGGCAGAGGUCGACGUCCACACCUAAUGUCCACAUGGUCAGCACCACCUUGCCCGUGGACAGCAGGAUGAUUGAGAAUAACAGCCUGAAUGCUUCUCCCAGGGCGUGGUCCAGACGAUUUUGUUUGAGGGGAAGAGAUGCAAUUCGAAGUCACGGUGAAUCAGCCUCACCUUCAGCCUUGUCCAGCAGUCCCAACAAUCUGAGCCCAACAGGCUGGUCACAGCCCAAAACCCCUGUGCCGGCACAGAGAGAGCGGGCACCGGGAUCCAGCACCCAGGAGAAAAACAAAAUUAGGCCUCGUGGACAGAGAGAUUCAAGCUAUUACUGGGAAAUAGAAGCCAGUGAAGUGAUGCUCUCCACUCGGAUUGGGUCAGGCUCCUUUGGGACUGUUUAUAAGGGCAAGUGGCAUGGAGAUGUUGCAGUAAAGAUUCUAAAGGUUGUUGACCCCACACCAGAGCAGUUCCAGGCCUUCAGGAAUGAAGUGGCUGUCCUUCGCAAAACCCGGCACGUGAACAUCCUGCUCUUCAUGGGGUACAUGACGAAGGACAACCUGGCAAUUGUGACCCAGUGGUGCGAGGGCAGCAGCCUCUAUAAACACCUGCACGUCCAGGAGACCAAGUUCCAGAUGUUCCAGUUGAUUGACAUUGCCCGGCAGACGGCUCAGGGAAUGGACUACUUGCAUGCAAAGAACAUCAUCCACAGAGACAUGAAAUCCAACAAUAUAUUUCUCCAUGAAGGCCUGACGGUCAAAAUUGGAGACUUUGGUUUGGCAACAGUGAAGUCGCGCUGGAGUGGUUCUCAGCAGGUUGAACAACCCACCGGCUCCAUCUUGUGGAUGGCCCCAGAGGUGAUUCGAAUGCAGGACAAUAACCCGUUCAGCUUCCAGUCCGACGUCUACUCUUACGGCAUCGUGCUGUACGAGCUUAUGACGGGGGAGCUGCCCUACUCCCACAUCAGCAACCGCGAUCAGAUCAUCUUCAUGGUAGGCCGAGGGUACGCCUCCCCAGACCUUAGUAAGCUGUACAAGAACUGCCCCAAAGCAAUGAAGAGGCUGGUAGCCGACUGUGUGAAGAAAGUUAAGGAAGAGAGGCCUCUUUUUCCCCAGAUCCUGUCUUCCAUUGAGCUGCUCCAACACUUUCUACCGAAAAUCAACCGGAGCGCUUCUGAGCCAUCCCUGCACCGGGCGGCCCAUACCGAGGACAUCAAUGCCUGCACGCUGACCACAUCCCCUAGAUUGCCUGUCUUCUAGUUGACCCUGCACCUGCACUCAGGCCACCAGGUGGGAAGGGAAGUCAGCAGGCAUCACCUUUUUGCGGGGACAGAGCUCGUCUUCAGAGAAGCUGCUGCUAAGGACCUUCUAGACCACUCACAGGGCCUUAACUUCACGUUGCCUUUUCUAUCCCUCUGGCCCUUGGGAGGAGGAAGCCAUUUGCAGUGUUGGUUUGUCCUGUUCCCCCACAACCCCUGUGCUCAUGAGCCGAGCCUCCUUCAGAUGCACCGGUGGCUGCUGAUGGCAGUACAUGAUCUGGGGCCCCAGCUGUUAGAGUAUUUUUAGGGCAAGAAAAAGCACUCAGAGGGGAAAUGCAGGUAGCAGGCAAACCAGCCGUGAUGUGGGGACAUGUGGAUUUUGGAAAUCAGCUCCUGUGAGGAACGCUUAUCACAGGACUUCUCUUCAGAGAUACGUGGUGUGGCACCAAACAGGUAGUUUUGCACAUAAUGCACCAAACAGCCCAGGACUGUCGAGACCGUGGCAGCCUGGAGGAGCCUGCUUUGGUACUAUGGACUUGACUUUGGGGACACUGCCUUUUCUUGAAGGUCUCUAGUGCUUUGGGAUGGUUUUCCAGAAGAGGUGCUUGGCCUGCCCCUCCCAGUCUCCGCCCUCUCAGGGAGCAGUCUUCCAUUGUGCUGAAUUUGUCUUCCAGGAGCUGCCCCUAUGGGGCGGGGGCGGGCCCCCCCACCCCUGCCCCGCCAGCCUUGUCCCUACAUCACAUCGUAUACAAGGAAGCCAGGAACACAGGUUUUCUUGGGUUUAAUUUUGUUUUUAUUGCGCCUGACAAAAUACAGUUAUUCAAUUUGUUAUUUUAAUAAAAUAAAUUAAAUGUAGGUUUAAUGGCUGUUUCCUCCUUUUAAAGUAAUCCUGAGCUCACAGCUUGAACUCCAUUUUGUUCAUGCCUUUGGGAGCAGAACUCAAGAAACAGGAAAUGGGCCCAGAGCCUCUGCUGGGAAUUGAAUUCAGCCUUUGUCACCCUUCACUUAAGAACUCCAAACUCAGGUAAAGAGGAGACUUUCUUCUUUAAAGUAAAGUAAUGCAUUUUAUAAAACAUUUGGUGUCUACAGCUGUCUAUAAAAAUAGAUAAUUUAGGCUUGGAUUGCGUUCUGAUUCACAAGGUUAUGCUCCUUCAAUUAAAAUCACUACUGAUUAAAAUCACUACUGAUGACAGAAGACUUGUACUCUCUUCAGGACCACCGCUAGAUAAGAACCAGAAACUGUUCUUGGGUGCUGUUUUUAUGAAAUUUAAAAUCAAAGCCAGGUUUUACAGAUAAGAACAUACAUGAACCCUCAGGGCACAAGCCAGCAGGUGAGAGUUUCCCUGGAGGCAUGUGUGCAAGAUUACUCCGAUUGUGACCCUACCCUACCACAGACCGGAAAAGAGGGGCCAUAUCUCUGCUUCCUGCUACUUCAAGAGCCCCCCCACCCCACCCCCAGGUAAGAAGGUUUAUACCUGUCUGCUGAACGUCCUGCAACAAGACUUCUCCCCUGAUUUGGGACACUGCAGAGCCCUAAGUCAAGUUUGUGCUAAGGUGUGCAGCGCUCACUUGGUUUUUGAAAAGCAAUAUACAAAUCCAGUGUUGACCACACUAUUUCAGUAUACUAGGGAGGUUCACCACACAGGAAUCCUUUGGUAAGAUAAAUGAAUCUGCUGCUUUAGGGGCAGCUGCACAGUCCUCGAAGACGGGAGGCAGGCUAGUCUGAAUCAAUCAGUGAAAACGCUGGCUCGUCAGCUGGCCCCCCUGAGGAGUUUGAGGUGCAACUAACAUAAACAGCAACUAGGGAAGCAGCAAUUCCAUAUAUGUGUUCAGGUUAUUUUAUAUUCUCACCCUUCCCAUGGCUGUAAUAAUGGAGUGGAUGAGACCAAGGUUAAAUACAACCCCACUCAAAUUCAAGUGACACGCCACCCCAGGCUGUCGUGAAGGAAGCUCUGCACACCCUGGCUUGGGGAAGCCUCGGCUGGUGGAGCCGAAGACGCAGGGCGACCACCUACUCUUCAGGGUUCUGAUGACUCCACUCCGGAGAGGUGCAUGAAGAGGUCCCCAAGCUCUGUCAUGUCGACGUCUUCAGUGUUGUGGACAUGCUGGCUUUCUCGGUUCUCAAUGAAAUCCCAGAGCCGCACUGAAUUAAAGAACUGCAAAAACAGCCAGCAAACAUGCCUGGUUAUUGCUAAAGGCAACGUGAAAGCUGAGUAGCUUCUAUUUUGUUUGCCUACCACAUGCCCUUCUGCCAAAGCUACGAGGAGGGGCCAGGAGCAGUCCCCGGAAAUGCCUACAGGUGAGUGUUCCUGACUAGAGAUGGCGAAGUCCUUACCCUCACGGUGCCUUCAGAACUGAGCUGUUUCCGAGGUUUCUCUGGUUCUGCUAGCCGCCCAUCAGGGUAAGCAUGGCGGUAAAGGCAUUUGCUUCCAAAUGGGCAGGUCCCUUUGCCUUGCUCAAAGUAUUUACAAGCUUUUUUUCUGAAAAGCAGAAAGAAAGGAUCAAAAGAGCAGUGGGAAAAUCUGGGGUGCAGAUGAACCACUGUCUUCCUCCAUCCCUAUCAGAGCCAGGUCAGCCUCAGGUCAGAGGGGCUGAAAAUGAGGCUCAGAGAGGCUGGAUGCUGAUUUCCAAGCUGGACAGUACUUGCACCACGAUAUGCUGCCUCGCGUGGAAUUGAACGUGCACGGGGCCGCCACUGUGUUUUGAGCCUGCAGUGCUCCAAAGGCCUCCAGGGGCAGGUAGGCCUGAGCAUUCCUCUGGGCCAGCUGUCUGGGCUCCCAGGUUCUGAAGCUGGGCUACUUGCCUCAGCUCGAAGUCCCAACAGGAGCUUCACCCAGGAAAGUUCUCCUUCCUCCUGGCCAGCAAUGACGUCAAGGUGACCACAGGAAGCCUUCACUUAGGAGUCACAGGGAAAGCAGCAGGCUUUAGCAGCUGCCUAAAGUUACAAGUCUCAUUCCAAUUUUCCUUGCUCCCCACCCUCCAGAGCAGGGCUUCGUAACUCUAUGUGCUACAGAACCCUUCUCGGAACAAUGUUUUUAAAUGCAUAAAAGAAGACACAUAGGUCUACAAAAUACAGUUAUCAGAAAGUUAAAAAAGAUUUCCCCCCAUCUUCAGUUUCUAGCUACAGACCCCUAUGUUACGAACCCCUGCUCCUGAGGAAGCUCAGAACCAAACAGACAACUCCCAUUCCUUCUCGCUGAAAUGAAAUUUGGCUUAUGUAAUCAUAAGUGAUCCCACAUUGCCGAGGAAGAGAUGCCCGAGAAGCCAGAAGGGCGGGGAAGGUGCAGAAAUGAAGCCAAAUCCCAGCAAAAAGGGCAGGCUGCUGCGGGGAUGGGGUACGUGGCGGUGGCAGACAAGGAAGGGACCUUCUUGACUUCAGUGUUCCCUGUUUUCUCAGACGAGGGGACAACAGCAGAGACAGUGGUGAAAGCCCCUGAGGCAGGCCUCAGAGCAGCACAAAGAAAAGCUCCCCAGCGGCUGUCCACUUCCACCAGGUCUGACUCAAGCACAGGUGACCGGGGAGUGGAUUUGAGCAGAAGUCUGUGGACCAGACGCCAUCCAUGGCCCACUGUCCCCAAGGUUCUGAGCAGAUCUUCAAAUGACCGCUCAAGUGGCAAGUUCUUAACAGGGUCUGCGGGACGCUGGCUUUAACAAACUCGUCAGGUUCAAAACAUUAUUCUCUGGUCCCCACCCCAAAAUGAUCACCCCCCUCCCCCAGCCUUAUCUGGUUACCAGGGACAUAAGCCUCCAGAUCACUCCUACUCCAUCUCUGUUCUCAGCACCCACAUCCAAUUGUGACUUCUGCCUACAAAGCACCUCCCCAGUCGACCAUCCUCUCGGUUCCCACACCGUUGAUGCGUUCGGGGCACCGUCCUCUGUUGCCUGCCUGCCUGCUGUGGUCCAGUCUCAACUGGCCUUCUCACCAGGUUCUACUCUCUUCACACACCUCAGAGGAGCUUCCCCAAACAGUGUGUCCCUUGUCGUCCUGUUCUUAAAGACCACUCAAGGCCCCUUCAGACUUGUGCCUGUGUCCCUGUAGGUCCCACAUCCUUCGAUACACUUCUUUCAACCCCCAGGGACCACGCCCACUGCUCCCCAAACACAAUCUGCACCAUUCUGCAUCCAUGUCAUCCCAUCUGCCAUCCCAGCCCCCAACCCCAACACACGGACUAUUCAUGCCUCAGGGCUCAGGGUCCCAUUCCCAUCCUGCUUUCCCUGACACUCCCAGGUGGAUCCCAGUGCCUUCUCUAUUGUGACAUCUGGCUCCGGCCUCUCAUGAUGAAAUCUGUCACCAGAUAACCUGCAUCAUAAUUGUCCUUCUGUAAUUUCCCAUGAAAUUUCUUACUGAUUUUUACUCUAUAUCCCACAUUGGUGUUUAGCUUGGGGGAACCUGGCCUGCAGCUCAGUAAAUGUCUGUGGAAUGCAUGAAAACACUGUCAUCAACAGAAAGCAAGGCCAGGAAGACCCAAACAGCAAUAACGUGACUUUUCGGAGAACUGCAGCAGAGCGCCUUUCUGCAGGCUGGACCCCUCUGCCUUGCCACUCCUGCCCUCUGGUGGACACACAAGAACAUCGCAGGAGGUAAAAAUGGUAAAACAAGAAGAUAUCAAGCCUUUAGUAAUCAAUAUGCAACUUAAAGGAACUAUUUAAAAAGGUAAUACACAGUUUCGCUUUUAGUACCCUUCCUGCAGAUGAACUAGAAAUACAGACAUUCUUAAAAGACCUGAAGGCACUGGAGAGUGAACAAAAGUAGGAUUCUUCAAGAGAUUAGACACCUGGAAGAAUGGAAUGGCAAGAGACGGAGUUAUCUUUUUAAGAAAAAAUAGCACUUAACGUAGAGCAGGCUCCAGGCAAGUAUCUACGUGGGGUGGCUAAAACUCAAGUGGAAAAAUCAAGUCUUUCUGGCCUGAAGAACAAAAGGAGUUGGUGGAAAUCAUCUACUGCAAGAGAGGAAACAGUCCCCCAAAGAAAAGGGCCUGGAGAGGGACCCAUCCAAAUACUGCAUACUAAGUCCUCCCAAAUCCCAGGCCAGUCCCUAACCCACACAUCAAUGCAGCAGGCUCAAGGCAACUCAGCUAAGGAUAAAAAAACUGAACUGAGAUUUGAACUGCUGCCCAAGAGUUUGAGUCGAAACAAUUUCUCUGCCUAUUAAAACAAAAACAUUAACGUUUUAUAAAUGAACCUAACAGAAUCCAGAGUCUCUACAAGGUCAGAUUUACAGUGUCUAGGUUACAAUCCAAAAUGACUCAACUCAAUGAAGAAUCAGUAAAAUGUGACCCAUUCUUAAAGGACAAUCAACAGAGUCUAACUUCAAGAUAACAAGGAUUUCAAAUUAGCUACUAUACAUGUGUUCAAGAACAUGUGCAGAGAGGAAAAAAGACUGGAGGAAAAAAAAGAACAGAGCCUGAAACUUAUAGGACAAUAUAAAAAAGUCUAUCACCUGUAAUUAGAAUCCCAGAAGAAAAGCAGUGUAGUAAAAAAUGUGAUGAAACAAUGGCCAGACUUUCUCUAAAUCUGGUGAAUAAUAUAAACUUACAAAUUCAGAGAAAACCAAGCAGUAAAAUAUGAAAAAAAUCACUCCUAGGCAAAGUAUCAAACUGCUGAAAACCAGGAUAAAGACCCAGAAAAAUGACAUACUACAAUCUGAAUCACACAUGACUUCUUAUCAGAAACUACAGAGGCCAGAUUAUACAGUGGAACGACAUUUGCAAAGUGCUGAAAGAAGAGAGGGGAAAACCCCAAACUAUUAUCUCAGAAUUUUACUCACUGAAAGAGGCGGCAAACAUGUGAAUAAGACCAAUUAGACCAAUAAAUUCAAUGAAAAUAUCCUUCAAGAAUGGGGGGAAAAAAACCCUAUUUCUGAUAAAAAGAAAACCUUCAAACUCAUCACCAGCAGAUCAGCAAAAAUGUUAAAGGCAGUUCUUGAGGCUGAAGGGCAACUGUAUCAACUGGAAGGAAUUACAUACCAAAUGACAGAGCAUUGGAAAUAUUAUAUAUCUGACAAGUUUUAAGGCAGAAGUUAUUAUUACCUUGUGAGGUUCUAAUGCAUGUCAAUAUUACAUCCCAUACAUUACAGUAAAGUUGCAGGAUACAACAUCAAUAUACAAAAAUCAGUUGUUUUUUCAUAUACUACCAAUGAAGUAUCAUCAGAAAGAGAAAUUAAGAAAACAAUACCAUUUACAACUGCAUUAAAAAGAAUAAAAUACCUAGAAACACCAAGGAGGUUAAAGAGUCAUACACUUGAAAACUGCAAGACACUGAUGAAUGAAAUCAAAGACAACACAUAAAUGGGAAGAUACUCCAUGCAUACGGAUUAGAAGAAUUCUGUUAAAAUGUCCAUACCACCCAAAGCAAGCAAUCUCUACCAAAAUUCCAAUGGCAUUUUUCACAGAAAUAGAAAAAACAAUCCUAAAAUUUGUACAGACCCACAAAGUCCUGAACAGCUAAAGCAAUCCUAAGAAGAACAAAGCUGGAGGCACCGCAUUUCCUGAUUUCAAAUUAGUUUACAAAGCUAUAGUGAUCAAAACAGUAUGGUACUGAACCAGACACACAGAUCAAUAGAACACCAUAGAAAGCCCAUAAAUAAACCUGUUCAUAUAUGGUCAAUUAAUUUACAACAAAGGAGCCAAGAAUAUGCAAUGAGGAAAGGACAGUCUCUUCAAAAAAUGGUGCUGGGAAAACUGGACAGCCACAUGCAAAAGUAUGAAACUGGACCACAAUCUUGUAUCACACAUAAAAAUUAACUCAAAGUGGAUUAAAGGCUUGAAUAUAAGACAUGAAAGCAUAGGCAACAAGCUCCCUGACAUCUGUCUUGGAGAUGAUUUUUUGGAUUUAACACUGAGAGCAAAGGCAACAAAAGCAAAAAUAAACAAGAGGGACCACAUGAAACUAAAAAGCUUCUGCAGAACAAAGGAAACCAUCACAAAAUGAAAAGACAGCCUACUGAAUGGGAGAAAAGAUGUGCAAGUCACAGAUCUGAUAAGGGGUGAAUAUCCAAAAUAUACAAAGAACUCAUACAACUCAGUAGCAAAAAAAAACCCAAUCAGAUUUAAUGGGCAGAGGAACUGAAGAGAUAGUUUUUCAAAGAAGACACACAAAUGGCCAUCAGGCACAUAAAAAGAUGCUCAAUCUCACUAAUCACCAGGGAAAUGCAAAUCAAAACCACAAUUAGAUAUCACCUCACACCUGUUAGAAGAGAUACCUGCACCCCCAUGUUCACUGCAGCAUUAUUCACGAUAUCCAAGAUAUGAAAACAAGUUGUUUAACAGAUGAAUGGAUAAAGAAUAUGUGGUAUGUGUCUGUGUGUAUAUACACACACACACACACACACACAAUGGAAUAUUAUUCAGCCACGAGAAAGAAGGAAAUCCUGCCACUUGUGACAACAUGGAUGGACCUUGAGGGCAUUAUGCUAAGUGAAAUAAGUCAGAGAAAGACAAAUACUGGACGGCAUCACUUUUAUGUGGGAAUCUAAAAAAAAAAAACUCAUAGAAAAAGUAGAAAAGUGGUUGCAAGAGGCAAGGGUGCAGGGAAAAUAGGGAGAGGUUGGUGAAAGGGUGCAAACUAUCACCUAUUAAGAUGAAUAAAGAUAAAACACAGUGACUCUGGUUGACAACACUAUUGUACAACUGAAAUUUGCUAAGACGGUAGAAAAAAAAAUUGUGAGGCAAUGGAUGUGUUAAUUAGCUGGAUGGGGGACUCCUUUCACAAUGUAUAUCAAAUUACCAUGAUGUACACUUUGAAGUAUUUCGUAAUUUUAUUUGUCAAUUAUACCUAAAUAAUAAAAAAUUAUUACCUUG